This is a messenger RNA of Leptopilina heterotoma, 2644 nucleotides long. RefSeq lists its product as uncharacterized. Bases 14 to 2644 code for a protein of 876 amino acids. The record is from RefSeq and is a predicted model, not a curated record. Gene Ontology annotation, biological process: detection of chemical stimulus involved in sensory perception of smell; sensory perception of smell. Gene Ontology annotation, molecular function: odorant binding; olfactory receptor activity. Gene Ontology annotation, cellular component: plasma membrane. The transcript is spliced from 20 exons. Lineage: Eukaryota; Metazoa; Arthropoda; Insecta; Hymenoptera; Figitidae.
AGCACGGGAUGAUAUGGAAAAAUUGAUUGAGUGCAUCGCAAUAGAUAUUACGUCAAUUACUCUUUUGUGUGUUAUGAUUGUACUUUAUUUUAAACAAAAUAAGAUUAGAGAAUUGUUCAUUGAAACGGAAUCUAUUUGGAAAUUUUGGUCAUCUAUCCCGGAAAGAAAAAUUAUUUCCACCCACGCAAAUUAUGGAAGACUUAUUACAAUUAUCUGUAUAGGAAUCCUAUCGGGAGCAGUAGCUGCUUAUAUAAUACAGCCGAUAUUUCCACGACUUCUCGAUAUUAUUGUACCUCUAAAUGAAUCAAGAUCAAAGGAAGCGCCAUAUCCAAUCUAUUACUUUCUUAACUAUUCCGAAAAACAUUUCAAUUGGAUCGUCCUUUAUUUUACAUGUAACUCCUUUUCAAUACUAAUUAUUUUAAUUGCCUUUGAAUCUGUUUUAGCUGUUAGUAUCGAACAUGCAUGUGGUUUAUUCAAAUUAAUCAGUUUAAAUUUAAGAACGCUUAAUGCUAAAAUGACGGAAAUGGAAAAUUUGCAAAUAGUUUAUUUUUGCGUGGAGCAACAUAAUCAAGCUAUUAAAUAUUGCGAUAUUAUUGAAUCGAUUUACAGUCCUUGUCUUUUCUUCGUAGUGUCGGUGAAUUGUAUGUUCUUUUCUCUCUCACUAUAUGAGAUUGUUACGCAUCUUAAUGAUUUUGCAAUAGCUGCUAAAUUCGGAUUGUUCGUUUUCUCUUCCUCAACGAAUCUUAUGAUUCCAAAUUUUUUUUCCCAAAGACUAAUGGACCACAGUACCGAACUCGCAGAUAUUGUAUAUGAUAUUCCUUGGAAUCAAAUGCAAUUGAGAGUAAAAAGAAAUUUUGUUUUUAUUAUGAUGAGGAGCAGAAUUCCGUGCAAAAUAACAGCUGGGAAAAUGUUGGAUUUAUCAUUUAGAACUGCUACAGCGGUAAGAAUUUUUCUCUUUCGAUUUUUGAAGAUUAUCAUCUUUAGAAAGUGGAAUAUAAUGUCGAACACCUUCGACAAUCAUUAUUUUUAUGUCAAUAAAUUCUUCUUAUCUUGCAUUGGCCAGUGGCCUUUUCAUAACGAAAAGCGAAAUUUUUCCAUUCAGUGUUUCAUCAUUCUGCAUCUAUUCAUUUUCUUUAUUCCAACGGCAACUGGUUUUUUUAAAGCAUGCGGAAACAUGAAUACACUAACGGAGUGUAUACCAACAGUUUGUUCAGGAAUAACUUCUCUUAGUUUUAGCAUUAUUUUCUUAUUUAAACAAGAGAAGUUGAUAAAACUUUAUCGAGAAAUCAAAUUCGAUUGGGAAUGUUUGUCCUCUGAUCAGGAUCAAUUAAUUAUUUCAAAACACGCAAAUCAUGGACGACGGUUCACAAUUUUUUUUACAGGAUGCAUAAUUGGCUCAUUAAUAACAUAUAAUACACUAAUGUCAUCAACUCCACAAUUUUUCAAUAUGAUUUUACCAGUGAACGAAUCGCGAACAAAUCAACUACCAUGUCAUGUGUAUUAUUUUUUUAAUUAUUCGGAAAAAUAUUUUUACUGGAUUAUUGUACAUUUUUCCUUUAAUACACUAUUGGAGACGGUGAUUUUUAUUGUUUUCGAAUCAGUUUUGGCUGUGUCCAUUGAGCAUGCAUGUGGAUUAUUCAAAAAAAUUGGUUUACAUGUGCAGAAAAUUAAUUGUACUGAUACGGAAAAAGAUAACUUGAGAGCCCUGAUGUAUUGCGUUUCGGAACAUAAUCGAGCAAUUGAAUUUUGUGGCAGUAUUAAAGCUCUUUACUGGCCGUGCUUUAUGUUCAUAGUUACAUUAAAUAGUAUUUUUAUUUCCGUUUCUCUGAUUCAAAUUGUUGCACAUUCGAAUAAUUUCAUAGUAGCUGUUAAAUAUGGGGCCUUUGUUGGAAAUUCCAUGAUUCACCUGUUUUUUAACACACACUUUGCGCAAAGAAUAAUGGACUACAGUACUGGUCUUACAGAUACUGUAUACAAUUCUUUGUGGUAUAAAAAACCGUCUGGAAUAAGAAAAAGUUUGUUACUCAUUAUGAUAAGAAGCAGAAUUCCUUGUAACAUAACUGCUGUUAAAUUGUUAAACAUAUCACUGAGGAGUGCUUGUUGGCAUACAUUUUUAGGAAGUCUGAUGGGAGGAUGUAUUGGUUACGUAAUGCCGCCGCUAUUUCCACAAUUUCUUGAUAUUGUUGCACCUCUAAAUGAAUCAAGACCAAAGGAUUUGCCCUUCCCUUUAUAUUGCGACGACAUCGAAUCGAUAUACAGUCCAUGCUUUUUUGUCGUAAUAUCAUUGAAUUGCAUUUUCUUUUCUCUUUCUCUAAUUGAGGUUGUCACACAUAUUGAUGAUUUUGAAAUUGUUUUAAAGUUUGGAGUCCUCACUAGUGCAUCCGGAGUGAAUCUUGUGAUUGACAGUUUUUUAUCGCAAAAAUUAAUGGACUACAGUACUCGUAUCGCUGAUAUUGUAUACGAUAUUGAAUGGGAUCAAAUUCCAGUGAGAGUGCAAAAAAAUUUAAUACUCAUUAUGAUAAGAUGUAGAAAUCCUUGUAAAAUUACAGCUGGCAAAAUGUUGGAUAUAUCAUAUCAAACGGGUGUGGCGAUUGUUAAGGCUUCGUUCUCGUGUUUCACUUUGUUGUUAUCGACAACUUCUUAA